AUCACAAUAAACUAGAUAGUCUCGUUCAUGUUGUUUAGUUACAUUCAUUUGAUUUAAUUGAAAGCAUCAUCGUUGUUGGUGUUGUUGUUUUUCUGAUUGAUUUGCUAUGAGUAUUGGCAUCAGAGAGCGUGUAGAUGUGUUAUGAAUCUUUAAAUAUCGUGGUUAAUAUGGAUGUGUAUAAACAUUUGAUAUCUUGCAAACAGCUCGUAAAUUUUUUCACAACUUUAACGAACCAUUCGUUUUAUUCAUUUAUUUCUCUUUGUAUAUAUAAAUUGAAAUCCAUGCUUGAAAAUAAAAGAAUAAAAGUCGAAAUGUUUGAAGGACUGAUGUUCGAUCAUUAGAAAGAUCGAAGGUGCCCAAUUAUGAGUUUUCUCAGACUUGUAUGGACCAACUGUCAAGUUAGUUUAUCUGUUUGAACUCAACCGCUAUUAGAUAAAUUAAAGAGAAGCAAGUUUUCAGAUCUGCGAAAGUGGUCUAUGGGCCAGGGAAAUAAUGAUUGGUUGCUUGUCCAGUCAGACUAGUAAAUAGUCUGACAGGUAUUAGAUGAAUGAUAUAAUUUCCUACACUUAUUGUUAUUGUGAUUGUUGUCGGUUGUUAGGGUGAAGAUAUACUUACAUUCUGGUUACGCCAAUCGCGUGUUCUUGACCAGAGUUGUGUCGAAGUCCCAUAGAAUAGACACUGGGAUGGAUAUUUUCAUUCAGUUUUUAUUAUUAUAACCAUUAUGUUUGUCGUUUUUCUUCAUGUCUAGUAAUUUAACUCACAAAUUAUUUUCAUCCUUAUAUUCCUUCCUUACCGCUUGAUUAUUGCGUAACCUCAUUUGGCUCGAAUCAAUUUAUGUUGUUGUCUUUUCUAUACUUCUAUAGACUCAUAUAUUUACCAUCCAACCAUAGAUACGAAUGUACAGCUUAAGUAAAUGAUUUAGUCGAAAAGAAAAUUUUCUUCGCUGAAUUCUCUUUAUUUUUAUAUUGAACAGCAUUUUUAAAAAUAAUGACAAGUGAAGUAGGAAUUUAAGUUCAGGAAAUACAGUUUAAAGCAAAUCAAUAAGGUUAAUGAAUGAAAAAUAAAGAAUGAUGAAUGUACUCGUACCAAGAUUAUGCUAGUUAUCGACCCAACAGAACUCAUAAGACUUCGAAAAUAAGGGAAUACUGUAUUUUGUCAGAAUAUUAGUGGAAAAUAAUUAUAUUAUCUGAGUACUCUGACAAGACAAGUGCUUUAAGUGUGCAACGUUGGAAUAUGUGGAACAAUUCAAGUUACCCAAUAGACUUUAGUUUUAAGAAGGCUCAAAUUAUGCAAGUACAUUGAAAUCCAUACAUUCUUCAUGAAAUUUUAUAUUCCAUUCAUUAGUGAUUUUAAAUUAUUAGGAAUUACCGAAGACAUAUAAGCACUCCAUAUUCAUAGUCAAUAUCUAAUCUAGACAUUUUAUUCAACUUGUUUCUAGCUCUUCAAAUUAAGUUAAUUGAUCACAUAACGGCAGUCAGUCUCAUAUUGUAGUUGAAGUUAAUUAACUUCUAUCAAUUGAGUCACUCGAGAUGACCCCACAUUCAUUCGAUGUCAGUUUGUUUGAAAGUAUCAAGAGGAACAGCAAAAUUCACAAAUCAAACAUUCAUUUACGUCCUUUUUUAUCAAUGUACCGAUCACCUACACAUAGCCUAGCUAAAUGGCUAACAAAAUUUCUUGAUCCUAUCCGAAGAUGUUUAUCUAAGUAUUCUCUGAGGGAUCCUUUUGAAUCGGUCGGUCAUUUACAUGAUAUUAUUAUCAAAGGAAUGACAAUGUGUUCAUUUGAUGUGAAUUCCUUGUGUCACAAAUGUAUCUUUGAUAAUGACUAUCGAUAUAUCAUGUGACUACAUAUCUUUGAACAACCCUAAAUUACCUAGCCCUUCGAAAAUCCUUAAAGCUUUACCACCAUUAUGUACUGGUAAAGUCCAGUUCACUUUUGAAGGUGAAUACUUUUGCCAGAUCAAUAGGGUUGUUAUGGUUAGUUUGCUUGAACCAUUAUUAGCACAUGUGUUGAUGAUACAUGUUGAAAAUCUAACUGAAGACCUCGUUGAAAACACGUUUCUUUAUCAGAGAUUUGUGGAUGACAUCUUAGUUAUCUGUGAAAGAGAGGACGAUAUGAGUUGUUUAUUGAAUAAACUUAACACCCUCGAAAAUCACAUCAAUGUAUCAUGUGAAGAGGAGAAGAACGACCAGCUCCCUUUCUUGGAUAUACUUAUAAGUAGACGAGAAGACGGUUCAAUUUAAACGAUCCAUGUUUAGGAAACCAAUUUGAGUAGGUCCAUACCUCGGUUAUUAUAGUUACUGCUCAGUGUAAUAUAAACGGGUUUUGAUCAAGGACCUAUUUAACAGACUUGAUCUUAUUUGCACAAACCAUGCUAUUGACGAUGAUGUUAGCUUGUUAAACAAAACAUUAAUGGAAAAUGGUCAUCCUGUAAAAUUUAUAAAUAUAUAUGUAAAUGUCGUUGUGUUGUGAGACCCACUAUAGCCUUGACAGACAAAAUGACCUAUCUACAUCACCUUAGCAUUUACAAGUGAGUUAAAUAGGCUUUUUAUUGAAGCAAAGGCUUAAAUCAGUCAUUAGAACGAUAUAUUGUGCAGCAACUGUCAUUAUCCAGGAAACAAAACAAGGUUAAUACUGCAUCGAACACUUAAAAGACGACAAAACGACUGCAUCACAUCCCAUUGUGUUUACCAAUUUAAAUGUGUGUGUGUUUGUGUGUGACCACACGUACAUUGGGAAUAGUAAUCGUGUAUUCGAAAACGAUUUGUUCUCAUCUUAAACCUAUUCUGGUAAUAUUAGCUGAUCAUCCAGUGUGAUCAGGUUUCAAAUGGUUUUUUCAUAUUAUUUUCUUUAUUAACCUUGUCUUCUCUUACCCUUCACUUCUAGUUUAGUUGACCUUUUAUGUUUACAUAUGAAUGUUCUUUGCAGCUAUAUAAUGUGUGAUCCGAUUACUCGAAAUGUAUUGUGCUAAUAUAUCAUCACAUAAUCCUGAUAAACUUCAUCUUCAUAUUCCAUUAUCGAAAUUUAUCAAAUGGAACUAAUUGCAUUAAUUUCAUGUUAAUCUCCCUUUCUCAGAAACUAUAUUUACAUUCCAAAGGAAUAAUUUAUUGUCAACCUCUUAGUCAUGUAAGAUAAUUCUGUUAACUUGAAAACCUUAAUGAUAGUAUUUCUGAAUAUGGUACUUGAUAAUAAGAAUUCAAAUCAAACAUGGGCUUUAAUUUAUCAUGACUUAUCCUUAAUUCAAAUUGAUUUUUAUCAUUUCACAAUAUUCAAUUGUUAUUCAUUUUUAGAUACUGAUUCAUCUUUGUAUUUCAGAGGGGGUUCUUGUGGAUAUUAUAGUAACGAAACGGCCGUCCAGUUCUUCCAGGUUUCCCGUGGUGGUCUGACUUCAAUUGGCUUAUGAUCUCACCUGUUAGAAAAAAUUGCCAUGAUAUCCAUAAAAGCCCUUCUGAUAUUAACCAAGAUAUGCUCACUAAUGACUGGCUUCAAGAGGUAUCUCCUGGAGUUCUAGUGAGAAGCAGUGACCAGUAGAGUUCAACCGGGUCUGUUGUGAGAUAGUAGCUCACUGAUGACAAUGGUGGAUGUGUCUCUCAAUUUCAUGGAUCAAUUGAAGUUAGACAUUAACACCGUCGGAUGCCAGCCGGCUCAGUGGUCUAGUUUGUUAAGCGUUCGCGCACGAGGCUGACAGGUCGUAGGUUCGAAUCUAGUGAGGUUGGUUCGUGAAUGUGAACUACCGAGCCGUCCAGUGCUUUCAGGUUUACCAUUAUAGUCGAGUUUCAAUUGACUCAUGAUCUCACCUAUUGAUGUGCUUCAAUUAAAGAAUUUUAAAAUAUUGAAUAUUAAAUUUAUUUUAUUCAAUUUAUUACUGUUGAUUAUGUCAUUAUUAAACAUCUAACCAAAUAUUUUCACUAUAAUAAUGAAUUAUUUCAGUGGAAAAAUGCAUUUGUCAAAUCUCAGCGGAUAAAUUCAAUGUAGAUCUAGCGUUUCACUUGGUAAUCUGAUCCAAGCUUUUUCAAGGAAACAAAUAUCGACAUUUCAGCACCUAAAUACUGUAAAACAAUUCGAUCAAAUUUAAACGAAAAUUUCUUAUUAAUUAAACAUUUCUUGUUCAUACGACAAUCUAAUUUUAAUUAAUGAUCGAAUGAAUUGAACAAAAUUAGAGAAUAAAAUGCCUAAACCAAAUUCAUCCAUAAUCUAUAUUUGCUUAAUGUUAUCUAAGUAGAAUUAAUGAUGGAAACAUUGUUUGUUGUUGUUGUUGUUGUUGUUGUUGUUGUUGUUGUUGUUGUUGUUGAUAAUGAUGUUGGUGAUCCUAUUGAUGUAGUUAUAACAGUUGAUUUUGUUGUAGUAGUGUUUAACUUCACAUUUAAUGUAUGGUCGGUUGGUAUUAAGAAUUGAGAGUUUUGUAGAAGAAUCUCUGGAUUUAUCGGUGUAUUCGAUAGUAAUAAUGAUGAUGAUGAUGGGGGCGAUGACAUUACAUAUGAUUGUGAAAUUGCUGAAGAAUAACUAAUGGAGGAUAUAUUAGAUUGACUUUCAACAGUAUUUGUCAUUCCUACAUGUGGUAGUAAUUCAAUUCCUUGAUUUAAAGGAAAUAAUGCUGUUGGUAAAGUAUUGUUUAUUUCAUUUGUUGUCGACGAAUAUGGUACAUUCAAUAAAUAAUUGAAUGGUAGGAUUGAAUCAACGAAUUGAGACGUUAAACAGUUAGCGUGUGAAUUAAUUGGUAUAGUAGUCGUUUGUGGUAUAUUAGCUAAGAAUAAUGACGGAUUAUUUAUAAUCAAUGUGUCCAAUAAUUUAGACCAUGAAGUUGUCUGAAACAAACAAAAGAAAAAGGGAAGAAAGCAAUAUAUUUAAAGAUUACUAAAUGUUUUGACCUGUGUUUUGUUUGUUGCUAAUAGAUCAGGCCAGACCAACUGAUAAAUUUAUGUAGAAAAUGGUGUUCACUUGGAAAUGGAUAAACGCAGUCACCUAGUUUCACAGUUAAAAAAAUAAGACAAAGCACGACUGGAACCGACAUCUACGGACUUAACAGACUAAUAUAUUCUUUUAAAAUUUAGUUAUUCUAAUUAGACACGAUUUAUUUGAGCAUUUAUUCAAUCUUAGCUGAUUUAUAACUAAUAUCAAGGUGCGUUUCAUAAAAAAUUAGUUCUAUUCAGACCAUUAGGACUUAUACCUUUAGGAAUAUAAACCUGAUCUUGAGGUUUGAGAUAGAUUGCUAGGCCUCAUAGUUUAACUAAGGUCAGUUUGUGAUUUAAACCAUCGUAUCUAUUUCUAAGUUGCUAAUCACUAAAUUUUAAAGACUUUAUGUGUCUUCACUCAGUAGCAACCUAAAAUGAAUUAAUCUAUUUAAAUUCAUUUAUCUCAACACAUAAACAUUCGUACAAGGAAGCAUCAAACAGAUACGCGCCACAUAAAUCAUUCGAUUUAUAUGUGGGCUGGGAUACUGCACGAAUGCAAAAACCAAACCAAGUGGUUUUCUUACGUGACCACACACAGAGAUUUUGUCCUCAACAUCUAAUCCAUAAGACAGUUGAGCAACGUCAGCAGAUGUAGUCUCAUGGUAGUCGGUAACCAACACUAGGUUCAUACACCAUUUGUUCCCUCAGAACACUGGAGAUCAUGUGCAUCAUUGGCUUGUGUGCAGGGUUUGCCAACUCGCCUAGGGAGAUUCUCCAUAUCCAUGAACCCGGUGGAAGUGUCGGACAUUCACUUUACGUCCUCUCAAUUUUGUAAACAACAGUAAUGCUGUGAGAAGGCGAUGAGUGGGACUUCCCUGACAGUGGUUGUAUGCACGUGGCCAUAUGAGAGCAUUUCGAGAGGGAGAGUUGACUCUCCCUACUCUCGACUGUACCAGGGAAUUUGGAGGGAUGGCAUAUUCUAUUUGCAAAAUAUAACACCAGCUAGAGCAAAGAGCAUCUUCACAUUAGAUUUAUGAGUUUCAAUGAUUACUAUAAACACAUACAUUACAAGCACUAUUGUGAAGAUUAUUAGUGAGGAGAUGAAGUAGUUCAUUUCACUCAAAAUUGUUUAAGCUAACUACGUAACAUUUUUAUUAUGAAUAGGAAAAGGGAAAAAGGAACAGAAAAUAAGAAGUAUCAAGAAAGGCCAGACAACUAUAUCUGCAGUUUUAUUUAUGAUCUAAAGGUUAUAUCAACUAAAAUUCUUAAUAAAUUUGGUGAUCGUAUUUUCAUGAUAAGAAAACUGAAAUCAAU
This is a messenger RNA of Schistosoma haematobium, 6204 nucleotides long. RefSeq lists its product as uncharacterized. Bases 1819 to 2241 code for a protein of 140 amino acids. The record is from RefSeq and is a predicted model, not a curated record. Lineage: Eukaryota; Metazoa; Platyhelminthes; Trematoda; Strigeidida; Schistosomatidae. The transcript has 2 exons.